CUGGGCAGCCAUUGGCCAAUCGGGGGGGGGCCCGGUGCUAUAAGAGGCCAGCUCACCUGGUGGGGGGGUUUCUUUACAGGAGGGAACUCGUCCAUGGCCACCGUUGUUCCUUUUGCCUCCUGCUAUGCGGGCCGGGGCCCCGUGGGCGGCGCCUACCUGUCGCUCUUUACCUACCGGGGCCCUCGGUGCGCCCCGCGGCCCCGCCUGGCGUGCCACGCCCCCAAGAUGACGCUGCGGCAGAUCUGCCGCAUGCUGAAGGUGAUGAAACAGGUCAGGAACCGGGAGGCUGCAGCAGCUGCUGCUGCCAGGAAACAGGGGUCGGCCUCCCCGGCCUCGCCGGCCUCCCCGGACAGGAGAAGAGGCGGCUGGACGCCGCCGCCGCCCCCCCCGGCCGGCCCGGUUCUGGUGGGGGGGCGCCGGCAGCCCCGGCCGGACCCACUCAGCCCGUCGGAACCGGACCAGGAGCUGUGA
Menidia menidia (Atlantic silverside) is the source of this 471-nucleotide messenger RNA. Lineage: Eukaryota; Metazoa; Chordata; Actinopteri; Atheriniformes; Atherinopsidae. The record is from the annotation of a GenBank genome assembly.